This is a messenger RNA of Macrosteles quadrilineatus (aster leafhopper), 2374 nucleotides long. RefSeq lists its product as uncharacterized. The record is from RefSeq and is a predicted model, not a curated record. Lineage: Eukaryota; Metazoa; Arthropoda; Insecta; Hemiptera; Cicadellidae. Bases 176 to 841 code for a protein of 221 amino acids. The transcript is spliced from 3 exons.
UGCUCGGAGUGACUUUGAACCGCCUCCCGCUCUCAGCUAAUAUUCUAUUAUCUUCAUUCGAGGCCUGAAAACAACCGAACUAAUCAUACAAGUCGUUAUUCAUAGAUAACCUCCGCGAGAUAGCGUCUAUUGUUACAAACGCGUGUUUGUGUUUGUGGUGUGUUGUGUGUCCGGAAUGUGGUGGAAGGUGUUUGUGCUAUUCGUGGUGUCUUGUGGUGCCCAGGAGUGGAAUGGAUCGGAGGAGAAGGGUGCCGUUGAUCCCAACGUGUGCAACAUGCACCCUACCCGCAACGUCAUUGGGAGCAUUGAAUCGCUGAUGGGACUGUGGCACACUGUGGAGAUCAUACAACACAGAGACGAGCAGAGGUUCAGAGGGGUCCAGGUGACAGACACUUGUCCCAUGGUCCAUCUAUCACAGACCAGCUCUACUGAUCUCAAGAUGCUGUGGCACGAGCCUGCAGGCUACGUCGAGUACAGGUUCAGGAUCACUGAUGAGUCAAACCCUGGCUUCUGGCUGUCGUGGGGUCCACAGAAUGGCUCCAUGCUGAGCAAGCCCUACCAGCAGUUUGCAGGGACUGUUCAAGUGAUGAAGGCAGUCCAAACCCACAUGGUGCUUACCUUCUGCUCUCCCAACCAGAGCCACUACACCAUCAUCCUGGCCAGGAACAACCGUCUGGGCAUGGCGGACAUCAGAGGAGUCAGGAACCUCCUGGGACGCCGGGGGCUGCCUCAGGUUGGCAUCCGAGAGACCUGCAAGGACUCCGCCCCUCUGGCUGGCCCUACAGUUGUACUUGUGUUGUUGUCGGGAGUGGUCAUGUUGAUCAGUCGGAGUAUCUACUGACGUGUGAAAUCUUAGUUGCAAGUGAAGUUUUAGGUUCAAUUUGGUAAACUCGUGAAUUGACCAAGUUGGUAGGUACUGAGAAUAGUCAUAACGUGUGGUUGAAACUGCUAAAACAGUAAGGAAAGCGAAUGUUAUGAAAGGAGUUUUAACUGUACUAAAUCAUCAUGACAUAUAUAUGUGAAAGUGUCAAAAUUAAACAUAAGCCAACAAAUAGUAAUUUAUAACUAAUUUUAUUGAUAACAUUUGAGUAAGCUCCCUUUUUGAUGAUGAACCCUUUUUAUAAAAACAAAACUAAUUUUUAAAAUAUUCAAAAAAGACUGUUAUUUUUCACAAUUACUUACUUAUUAAUUACUCACAAAGUUUUGGACACAAUCAUUUGGCUGUCUAUGGACUAAAUAAUCAUUUUACUCGUAUUAUUUAGACGUUUGCAUUUGAAGACUAAAAAAUUAUAUUUAUUGAUGUAGUUAUACUGUGUAUAUAGAAGAAUUAAACUUAUAGACUAGGAGUUAAAUAUGAAAUUAUCUCUUAUAUUUUGUUAGAUCUUUAAUUGAACUAGUUUCGAGUAUAGAGUAUAGAGCGAUAAGAUGUUCAAAAUAUUUCAAUUAAUGAUUUUAAGAAUGUAAAAAAUAAAUAUAGUGUAUAGAUUACCCCCCAUGACAAUAUAAGGGAGUUUCAGUCUUAUAUGUUUACAUUAUAACAAGUUUUAUUUAGUAUGCUACUAUUUUCUACAAUUCUAUAUUUUAUUAUGUUAUUUGUUUUGUUAAUUGAACUAUGAAUGAUAAUUUUUACCUUAUAGGGAACUUUCGACUAUAAUAACCAAAAUAAUGGACUAAAUAAUGCUAAGAUAUUGCAAAAAUACAUUAUAAUCUUGUUAUGUUGCUAACCAAUGUUAAAAAUGUGCCAAAAUAGCUACCAAAGGAAUGGUGGUGUAAAAAAAACAUCCACCAUCGUUGUUGAUUAUUUCUAAUUCUGUUUAUAGAUCAAGUAAAACUUAUAUUGUUUAGACGAAUACCUUACGAAAUGUUACUGAGUGUUGUAAAAGUUACCUGUAUAAUGUUAAUUGUUAUUGCCCGAUUUGUUAUAUCUCUGCUACAGAAGUCUUUCAGGGAGCCUUAGCAGCUAAAAGCUAAUAGUUACUAAAGCUUGACCCACCUUCAGUUAUGUAUUUAUAUUGCUUUUAUAACUGGAAACUACUAAAGCACAAAUGUAUUUAUUUAUGUAAACUGUUUUCUCCUUCGAACUAAAUCAAUCAAUUUGUUCAAUCAAAUACUUAUUUUGGUAAGAUGUAACGCUUUGCAUUAAUGAUUUGGACGCUUGAACACCCAUUCCGUUUGCCUGCACUUUUCAAAUAUUUAAAAUAUGAAGGAUUUUCUUAAAAUAUUAUAUCUAGAGUGAUGCUACCUUAAAAGUGUGGUUGAUGGACCAAAACCAUUGUAUGUAAAUAAGUAAAAGUUUUAUUAGCAUUUACGUAUAUGUAAAACUUAAAAGGUUGUACGAACAGCUUUUUAUAAAUAAACUUAUACUUUUUAGAUA